Messenger RNA from Mirounga angustirostris (Northern elephant seal), 2185 nucleotides. RefSeq names its product RB binding protein 5, histone lysine methyltransferase complex subunit (gene RBBP5). Gene Ontology annotation, molecular function: protein binding. Gene Ontology annotation, cellular component: Set1C/COMPASS complex. The coding region runs from base 148 to 1764 and encodes 538 amino acids. The transcript is spliced from 14 exons. The record is from RefSeq and is a predicted model, not a curated record. NCBI's taxonomy places the organism in Eukaryota, Metazoa, Chordata, Mammalia, Carnivora, Phocidae.
AGCCGCGGGGUCUUCUAAACCAGAAAGUCUCCGGAGCUUGCGCUAAGCUAUUUGCGGCGCCCCCCACUUACACGCAGGUCUCAGAAACAGGCGGGGGGAAAAGGCGUCGUACCUGGAGCUGAGACCAGGCGGCCGGAGUCCUCAGGGAUGAACCUCGAGUUGCUGGAGUCCUUUGGGCAGAAUUAUCCAGAGGAAGCCGAUGGAACUUUGGAUUGUAUCAGCAUGGCCCUGACUUGCACCUUUAACAGGUGGGGCACACUGCUUGCAGUUGGCUGUAAUGAUGGCCGAAUUGUCAUCUGGGAUUUCUUGACAAGAGGCAUUGCUAAAAUAAUUAGUGCGCACAUCCAUCCAGUUUGUUCUUUAUGCUGGAGUCGAGAUGGUCAUAAGCUCGUGAGUGCUUCCACUGAUAACAUAGUGUCACAGUGGGAUGUUCUUUCAGGCGACUGCGACCAGAGGUUUCGGUUCCCUUCACCCAUCCUAAAAGUCCAGUACCAUCCACGAGAUCAGAACAAGGUUCUCGUGUGUCCCAUGAAAUCUGCUCCUGUCAUGUUGACCCUUUCAGAUUCCAAGCAUGUUGUUCUGCCGGUAGACGAUGACUCCGAUUUGAACGUGGUUGCAUCUUUUGAUAGGCGAGGGGAAUAUAUCUAUACAGGAAAUGCAAAAGGCAAGAUUUUGGUCCUAAAAACAGAUUCUCAGGAUCUUGUUGCUUCCUUCAGAGUAACAACUGGAACAAGCAAUACCACAGCUAUUAAGUCCAUAGAGUUUGCCCGGAAGGGGAGUUGCUUUUUAAUUAACACAGCAGAUCGGAUAAUCCGAGUUUAUGAUGGCAGAGAAAUCUUAACUUGUGGAAGAGAUGGAGAGCCUGAACCCAUGCAGAAGUUACAGGACUUGGUAAAUAGGACCCCGUGGAAGAAAUGUUGUUUCUCUGGGGAUGGAGAAUACAUAGUGGCUGGUUCAGCCCGGCAGCAUGCCUUGUACAUCUGGGAGAAAAGCAUUGGCAACCUGGUGAAGAUUCUCCAUGGGACGAGAGGAGAACUCCUCUUGGAUGUAGCUUGGCACCCUGUUCGACCCAUCAUAGCAUCCAUUUCAAGUGGAGUGGUAUCUAUCUGGGCACAAAAUCAAGUAGAAAAUUGGAGUGCAUUUGCCCCAGACUUCAAGGAGUUGGAUGAAAAUGUAGAAUAUGAGGAAAGGGAAUCAGAGUUUGAUAUUGAAGAUGAAGAUAAGAGUGAGCCUGAGCAGACAGGGGCUGAUGCUGCCGAGGAUGAGGAAGUGGAUGUCACCAGCGUGGACCCAAUUGCUGCCUUCUGUAGCAGUGAUGAAGAGCUGGAAGAUUCAAAGGCUCUAUUAUAUUUACCCAUUGCCCCUGAGGUAGAAGAUCCGGAAGAAAAUCCUUAUGGCCCCCCACCGGAUGCUGUCCAAACCUCCCUGAUGGAUGAAGGGGCUAGUUCAGAGAAGAAGAGGCAGUCUUCAGCGGAUGGGUCCCAGCCACCGAAGAAGAAACCCAAAACAACCAAUAUAGAACUUCAAGGAGUACCUAAUGAUGAAGUCCAUCCACUACUGGGUGUGAAGGGGGAUGGCAAAUCCAAGAAGAAGCAAGCAGGCCGGCCUAAAGGAUCAAAAGGUAAAGAGAAAGAUUCUCCAUUUAAACCGAAACUCUACAAAGGGGACAGAGGUUUACCUCUGGAAGGAUCAGCGAAGGGUAAAGUGCAGGCGGAGCUCAGCCAGCCAUUGGCAGCAGGGGGAGCAAUCUCAGAACUGUUAUGAAGACGCUUGAAGUUCUUCGUUCUUCCCCACUUUGGCAUCAUGUGGCCUCUGGACACUGUGGUCAGUCAUUUGAGAUUGACUUUAAUUUAAAACAAAGGCCUCUCCCUCCAACCCAGGAGGUGGAAGGAGUGCAUCGUAUAUUUGAAUGACGAAGUGAAUUAUGGAAGAAGAGUACACGGCCCUUCCCUUUCAAGCAUAAGUCCAAAUAGGCUCUCAGGAAUGAGGAUUUGUGAAGACAUCAAACAGGAGUUUUGACUCAUUCAGACUUCAGUGCUUAGUUAUGUGGCUGGAGAAAAGAGACCAGUUUUGCUCAUCUAACUAUUGUGCCCAGGAUCAUUUUGACCUGACAUUUCCUAUCCUAUUUGCCUUCCAUCCUCCGUGCAUGUCCUCGAGUGACUUACUCUCAUCUGAAGUUUUGCUG